Aspergillus fumigatus Af293 is the source of this 1272-nucleotide messenger RNA. RefSeq lists its product as uncharacterized. Lineage: Eukaryota; Fungi; Ascomycota; Eurotiomycetes; Eurotiales; Aspergillaceae. The coding region runs from base 1 to 1272 and encodes 423 amino acids. Gene Ontology annotation, cellular component: ribonuclease H2 complex; nucleoplasm. The record is from RefSeq and is a predicted model, not a curated record. The transcript has a single exon. Gene Ontology annotation, biological process: ribonucleotide metabolic process; RNA catabolic process.
AUGCGGACGCGAUCAACGGCUUCCUCUGAGCAGCCUGAAACAGAACAAAAGAAUCUCAAAGCGCCGACUACAGUGCAGACGCCCAGCAGGACAUUCAUUCUCCCUUCAGCUGCAAGUGACGAUGCCAGAUUUGUAACAUUGCCCAAUCCGCGAACUGGAGAGCCCAAUCGCUACUUCUUCUGUCCAAAACUUGGCGUGUACGAGUUUACCGUCGUAGGAUCCACGCCGCAGUUUCCACGGAGUAUUCUCUUCGCUCCCAAACAAGACACAAAAGCUUCCAUUGGAAACAGUGACCGCUCCCAGGUCAAGGGGAAUAUCUCCAAAGUAGCCGAACUGUGUGUUGCAACACCGAUUGAUGUCAUGUUCUUCAUGAUACCUCUGCUGAACCCAGCCACGUCGACCCACACCAAGAGGCUUUUCCAGCCGCUCGACGAUAUCCUUGAUUCGCAGGAUGAUUUGCCAGAUCAUCUACGUCGCAUAUUCUACAAUGAAGAUUUCCGCAGUGUCUUGCAAUCGCGAGUCGAGGCGGUAUGUGACUCGGUUGAAGCAGGAGAUGAGAAAAUGUUCCGCUUCGACGAGGUCAAGCUCCUCAGGGAACUGAUCGCUAAGGCGGAGCGCCUAGUGGCCCAGGGUCUUCCAGCGAGUUUGGAGGAGCGAUUUGUGCGUCAAGCACUAGUUACACCCUUGAUGUCCGUCAAACGAGAGGAGACCAUCAUCGGGGCCACGGCGUCAUUGGAAGAUGGCGGCGAGGGAGAGUCCCAGGACAAACAGGAAACCCAAUCUACAACGACUGCCUCUGUCUCGACACCCUCAGGUGUCUCAACCCCUACCACAGAACUGUCCGCUGAGUCGAAUCUGGAAUCCGCCACCAGGGACAAUAUGGCUCGUCUGCUCAGAAUCUCCACCGUUCUCUCCUUCAUCAAGGAAUCAUACCUCUCUCCAGAGCUCUGUGCUAGGCUGGACGAGUUACUUGCUACACCUGAAACACCGGUAGAUUUCAAACCCCUCCAAGAUCAUCUCCAGCAUAUCGCAGAGCUGCGAGCGCAAGCACUGGCAUCUCAAUCGCUGGGGGAUUUCAGCCGCAAGCGCGGUGCCGACGACGACGAAGCUGCAGAAUCCCGCGCCGAGAAGAAGCGCCGCAAAGAAGAGGAAGAGAAGAAGAAGAAGGCCGGUGAAUCCCGCGGUGUGAGAGACCUGAAGAAGGUCGAUACUUCGGGAAUGAAGAAGAUGAGUGAUUUCUUUACCAAAGCAGCGCCCAAGAAGAAAUCAUGA